This is a messenger RNA of Triticum urartu, 686 nucleotides long. Its product is annotated as histone H2AX. The record is from RefSeq and is a predicted model, not a curated record. Gene Ontology annotation, molecular function: DNA binding; structural constituent of chromatin; protein heterodimerization activity. NCBI's taxonomy places the organism in Eukaryota, Viridiplantae, Streptophyta, Magnoliopsida, Poales, Poaceae. Gene Ontology annotation, cellular component: nucleosome.
CGCGGGUACACCAUCUCCACAUUCAUCCCUCAACAAUCUGUCCGACUCCGGCCAUCUCUCCGGCAACCACCGUAUCCGCGCGUCCACCCUUCGUAGCGACGAGAAGAUGAGUUCUGCCGGCAGCGGGAGGGGCAAGGGCAAGGCGGUGUCCAAGACCGUCUCGCGGUCUUCCAAGGCCGGCCUCCAGUUCCCCGUCGGCCGCAUCGCCAGGUACCUCAAGAUCGGCAAGUACGCCCAGCGCGUCGGUGCCGGCGCCCCUGUCUACCUCUCCGCCGUCCUCGAGUACCUCGCCGCUGAGGUCCUGGAGCUCGCCGGCAAUGCUGCGCGCGACAACAAGAAGACCCGGAUCGUGCCGCGCCACAUCCAGCUGGCGGUCCGCAACGAUGAGGAGCUGAGCCGGCUUCUGGGCGCGGUCACCAUCGCCGCCGGUGGUGUGCUGCCCAACAUCCACACCACGCUGCUCCCCAAGAAGGUCGGCAAGGGCAAGGGCGACAUCGGCUCCGCGUCCCAGGAGUUCUAGAGCCUCGCAGAUCAAACUAGCAUCAUCACAGAAGAUUUGAGGACUCUGUUCGUGUUCUAGUAUGGCGAUGCUUUAGGUUGUUAGAUUAGUUCUGGGUCAAUGUGUUGGUUGGUGUAUCGAUGAUGAAUCUGGUUGGAAUGGAAUACUAGCAAUCUGGUUCUUGUUA